This is a messenger RNA of Botrytis fragariae, 345 nucleotides long. RefSeq names its product putative mitochondrial 37s ribosomal protein mrps16 protein. The transcript has 3 exons. The record is from RefSeq and is a predicted model, not a curated record. NCBI's taxonomy places the organism in Eukaryota, Fungi, Ascomycota, Leotiomycetes, Helotiales, Sclerotiniaceae. Bases 1 to 345 code for a protein of 114 amino acids. Gene Ontology annotation, molecular function: structural constituent of ribosome. Gene Ontology annotation, cellular component: mitochondrial small ribosomal subunit; ribosome. Gene Ontology annotation, biological process: mitochondrial translation.
AUGGUCGUACGUAUCCGACUCGCGCGCUUCGGCCGCAAAAGAGAACCCUUCUACAACAUCGUCGUCGCACAAGCGCGCUCAGCCCGCAAUUCGCUCCCCCUCGAAGUCCUCGGUACUUACGACCCAAUCCCCAAACUCCCUGCGGACGGCGAGGGACAAAAAUUCAAAGACAUUCGUCUGGAUACGCUGCGCGCAAAGUAUUGGUUGGGAGUGGGUGCGCAGCCGUCGAAGACGGCGUGGAGAUUGUUGAGUAUGGCCGGUCUCCUCGAACCCCAAUACACGCCCCAAUCCAAAACCCGCACGUCUCCCAUCUCCAGCAAGCCCAUUCUCAAAGGCGAUUCCUAG